AUGACACGGGCCGAAUGCGCUGACGGCAACAAGGCCACGCCGUCGCCACCGGUCGUCGCCUGCGUCCAGCUAGACUCGAAGCACGCCGACAUCGACGCCAACAUCGCAACCGUCAGGCGCCUCGUCGACGGUCUGGACAGCGACCAGCAGGGUCCUCGACGGCAGAUCGACCUCCUCGUCCUUCCGGAACUCGCCCUGACCGGAUACUGCUUCGACUCUCACGACGAAAUCGAGCCGCUCCUCGAGGCUAUACCACCCAGCGACGAGGCAGGCUGCGAAUCCACCGCCGGUCCCACCCUCAGCCUCGUCAGCAGCCUCGCCAAGCGGUUCCAGUGCCAUGUUCUCGCCGGGUUCGCCGAGCGCGGGCCGCCCAUCGACCCGGCGCAGGACACAACCUCUGCAGCGGCAGCGGCGGCUGCGGCGGCGGCAUUCGACGCUCGAUCCACGGGCACCCGGGCCCAUUGCCCACCCAACGGGACAGGGCACGCCUACAACUCGGCUCUCCUCGUCAACCCAUGCGGGCAGGUAGUGCACACGUUCCGCAAGCACUUUCUCUACGACGACGACAAGCGCUGGGCCACCGAGGGUUCCGGGUUUCAGACCGUCGAGCUGCCGCGCAUCGGCAGGGUGUGCGUCGCCAUCUGCAUGGACCUCAACCCGCACGACUUCCGCGCCCCAUUCGAGGCCUACGAGCUGGCCAGCUUCUGCCGCCGCGAGCGCGUCGACCUCAUCGUCGUGCCCAUGGCCUGGCUCCUGCCCGCCUCGGACAGCUCGCUCUUUGAGCAGCAGCGAAAGGACCGCGGACCCAGUACGAGCAGCAUCCAGUACUGGGCCCUGCGGUGCGCUCCGCUCUUCGAUCCAGAAGCGGGUGCGGCGCAGGCCACCGCCGACGGAGCGGAGGCCCCACCGCGUCCCUUGACCACCGACAACACCACCUUCCUCGUCGCGGCCAACCGCACCGGCACAGAGGGCAAGUCGACGUUUGCAGGCUCCUCGUGCGUCCUCCGUAUGCGGCACGGCGAGCGCCCCGAGCUCCUUGCUGCCCUAGGCGUGCAUGACGAGGCCGUCCUGUGCGCCCAGCUCGAAGAGACCUGA
This is a messenger RNA of Pseudozyma flocculosa PF-1, 1095 nucleotides long. RefSeq lists its product as uncharacterized. Gene Ontology annotation, molecular function: protein-N-terminal asparagine amidohydrolase activity; protein-N-terminal glutamine amidohydrolase activity. NCBI's taxonomy places the organism in Eukaryota, Fungi, Basidiomycota, Ustilaginomycetes, Ustilaginales, Ustilaginaceae. Bases 1 to 1095 code for a protein of 364 amino acids. Gene Ontology annotation, biological process: protein catabolic process. The transcript has a single exon. The record is from RefSeq and is a predicted model, not a curated record.